GAUGAACCGGAGUUUCAACAAAUCUCAGACUCUGCGGUAUCUGGAGUGCAGCGCGGUGGAAGUGAAGAGUAAGUUUGGAGCAGAGUUCAGAAGGUUCUCUCUGGAUCGCUACAAGCCAGGAAAGUUUGAAGACUUCUAUAAGCUAAUUCUUCACAUUCAUCACAUAGCCAACCUGGAAGUGAUGAUCGGAUAUGCUGAUGUGCAUGGAGACCUUCUCCCUAUUAAUAAUGAUGACAACUUCUUCAAGGCCGUUUCAAGUGCUCAUCCACUGCUCAGGGUUUUUAUCCAAAGACAAGAUGAAGUGGACUACAGCAAUUUUGGGACCAAUACGCUGUCGAGGAAGAAGAAGGCUCUGGUGACACUGCGCAAUGACAACCUCCGCCGGCGUCCUCACAUCAACAUUAGCAUGCCUCAUGAUUUUAGACCAGUGUCUUCCAUAAUCGAUGUGGACAUUCUCCCUGAAACACACAGGAGAGUGAGGCUGUAUCGACACGGGUGUGAGAAACCCUUGGGAUUUUACAUUCGUGAUGGCACCAGUGUAAGGGUGACUCCUCACGGACUGGAAAAAGUACCUGGCAUCUUCAUCUCUCGUAUGGUUCCUGGUGGCUUGGCAGAGAGCACGGGCUUGCUGGCUGUGAAUGACGAAGUCCUGGAAGUCAAUGGCAUUGAAGUAGCAGGAAAGACUCUUGACCAAGUCACAGACAUGAUGAUUGCCAACAGCCAUAAUCUCAUUAUCACAGUCAAGCCAGCAAACCAGAGGAACAAUAUUAUUCGGAGCAGUAGGAUGUCUGGUAGCUCUGGUCAGUCUACAGACAGCACUGCGAGUCACCAUAGCUUGCCUACAUCCCAUGUUCUGCAGAACUUCCACCCUGAUGAAAUGGAGAGUGAUGAAGAGGCUGACAUUGUCAUCGAGGGUGGUCUGGAGCCACAACACAUUCCUAAACUGCACAGCCUUACUUCCAGUAGCCUCUCUCGAAUCAAUGGCAGCAGCCUUAGCCACAGACUUCAAAGGGACCUGGUGCUCAACAACAACUCUGGCCGAGAAAGCAACGGCAACAUCCACAAAUUACUCAGUUCCUUAAAAACUGAUCCCCGACACAGUCUGGUUAUCCCCAGAGGAGGUAUUGAGGAGGAUGGAACAGUCAUUACACUUUAGUAGCAAUUUCUGCAAUUCUCCUUACAGUCUUAAGUGCCAAUUGGGACAAUCGACUUGCGUAACACGUGCACAAAACAGGGAGCUGAUAUUCUCACAGACCUCAUGGGUGCAGAAAAUUGUUGCUUUCUAGGAAACGUGGCAUCUGGAGUUAGACAUAAAAUUGUUAUGCACUGCAAAAUUUGUCAGGAGAAAGCCAGAGUGCAAAACCUGGUUUAUGUCCCGGCCCUGAAGUGAGAACACAAAUUUGUUUUAGUUGGUAUAAACGUAAGCAGUCUUACAGGCUACCCAUGGCAGUGUUAUAUACUCGGGUUUGAAUGCAUGGGUAGAUGUAUUUAUACAUGCAUGUAUAUGAAUUAGAUUUUAAUAGUAACAGACAUGUCUAUUUGAAGUGGAACAUUGUUUUCUUCUAACACCAGCUAAGGACAGAGUGCUUCUUAAUAGCCAUCCCGUCGUCUUCUGUUCCAUACAGCCCUUCCGCCGACUUGUUUACACCGUCUUCUCAGCGUUAUGUCUAAUCCAGACGAGCUCUGUAAAAGCAGCCGUUUCCUAUUCCGGUGGUAACAGCGCUCGGGAGACGCUGCAGACACAUUUUCCAAAGGAAACGAUGGAAAUCUCUAUCCGUAUAAACCCGCGUGUUCCCCGCCAUGGCCGUGGCUGCCGGGCCAUGGGCCCCACCUGCCGGCCGGCGGGGGCAGCGCCGCGGCCGCCCUGUAUUCUCUCACCAUAUUUAUUAGUUAAUACCUCCUUGUUUUGUUUGUUUGGCUUUUUUGGUUUGUUUCUUUUUUUGGUUUUUUCACCCCUCCCCGCAUCAUCUCUGUUUGUUCAGAAUCAUGGUUUGUGUGAGUUUUUAGGCAUGCAAGCCUCAGAGCUGACACAGGUCCUUGCUGUACCUUUGGGGCAAUCCACAAGGUCUUUCCUUGACAAGAGAUUUCCCUGUGGAGAGGAGGGAUGCUGACAGACUCUCAAGCCUAACUUAGAAUAGUUCUGUUACCUUUGGACUCCUACAGUAAUAAAGCUUUAUGUCUGCACAGGACUUCUGGAAAGUUAAAAUAUACUGGAUAUUUUGGAAGGUCAGACACCUUUGCUGGGUGGCCAGGUGGCUAGUGAGUGACCAGUGACUGUUGAGUCAGUACCUGUCUGCUUCUGGAAACACCAUGAGUUUUAUCAAAGUGGUCUAAUCUAAAAUAUUUUGUUAUAUCUUGAUCAGUGUAAGGAACAAAAUAUAAAUGUUUUUAAAUGUAUUUUUCUAC
Molecule: messenger RNA, 2406 nt
Organism: Pseudopodoces humilis (Tibetan ground-tit)
Lineage: Eukaryota; Metazoa; Chordata; Aves; Passeriformes; Paridae
Gene: PARD6G
Product: par-6 family cell polarity regulator gamma
Biological process (GO): regulation of cellular localization; establishment or maintenance of cell polarity; centrosome cycle
Cellular component (GO): nucleus; apical plasma membrane; cell cortex
Molecular function (GO): protein binding
Source: RefSeq, a predicted model, not a curated record